AUGACGCAAGUGGCCUAUGAUUUCAAUUCGCCUAUUACGGAGUCUCACCAGAGAUCGGAGCUUGAGCUGCCACUAGAAUUACCGGAUCUAAAGGAAUCUUUUGAUAACAUCAAAGUAUUUCAAACUGACCAGGAUAAUGUUGGACAUCAGAUUAAGUAUAUCAAACAAAAAAAAAUUAAGUGUGAAAUAUGCAAUAAAGAUCUGUCGACAAGUGGUUACCUUCAGAAACAUAUGCUAAUUCAUACCGGAGAGCGACCACAUCAUUGUGAUUUGUGUGGGAAAAGCUUCACUUUCAAGAUAGCAUUGGAACGUCAUUCAUUCAUCCACAACAAAGUAUUUCCUUUCUCGUGCGAUGUCUGUGGGAAAGGAUUUGCUGAAAGAACACGGCUGAGAUACCACUCCCGUGGCCAUACGACCGAAUUGAACUAUAAAUGUGAUGUAUGUGGUAAAGCGUUUCGUAGCGCAAGCAUUCUUCAGAGGCACACGGCUAUCCAUCAGGAGCGAACGAACAAGUGCGAUGUGUGUGGAAAAAUGUUUAUCCGGAAAUGUGAUUUACUGAAGCAUACUCGUCUUCAUACCGGUGAACGUCCAUAUAAAUGUGAAUUGUGUGGGAAGCAAUUCGCUGAAAAUUGGGCCCUCUUAACACAUGAGAAAAUACAUACGGGAAAUCGACCACACGAGUGCGAUAUCUGUAGUAAAAAGUUCAUUCAAAGGGCGCAACUACAGAUACAUAUGAGAAAGCACACCGGCGAGCGGCCUUAUGUGUGUAACUUUUGUAGUAAGAAGUUCAUAAGUACCAAUCAUCUCACGAAACACAUGAAAAACAUGAAAUGUCGUAAUACAAUACGAUCGCACGCAUGUGAUAUUUGUGGGAGAGGUUUUUUGACCGCAAACCAGUUAGAUUCCCACAAACAUGUCCAUUUCAACAAUUUGUGUCACAUCUGUAACAAAACAUUUUCCACACAACUGGAUCUCGUAAACCAUAAGCGAACAGUUCACAAUGACAAUAAACCGUUUGAAUGUGAUAUAUGCGGGAAACGAUUAGUGACCAACUACACGCUACAAAAUCAUCGUCGAUCUCACACGGAUGAUCGACCAUUCAUCUGUGAUGUGUGCGGUGACUCGUUCAUUCGAAAUGAUUUACUGAAAAAACAUUCAAGACUGCACAGUGAGACGGAAAUUAGAGGCACAUCUGUGGAAGCAAAAGUCGUAGCUGAUCAACUAGAUGCGAACAUGGAGAUUAAAGACAACGUACACGUAGAAAUUGAAAUUAAAGAGGAACUUAUACGUUAGAAAGUACUGGCGUAUUUGGAAGUUUUUGAACUUUGUAGUAAUAGUAUAGUAUUCACUAAUACAAAAUGCAGCACAUAAUUGUUUUGAGAAAACUCAUUCAUUCAUGCAUCGAACAGAGACAACAGAUCUCACUAUAAUAGUUUUCGUGUAUGAGAUGACUAAUGGAAUUGAGAUGAAUGGGGGUACCGUUACCCUACGCAAUGAAAUCAAAACUCAAACAGAAUUUUUUUGGCAUUAAAAAUGCCUUACUCUUCACUAUAAGGGGCCGGGUGUCAAUUAAAAGUUUCAAAAUAGUCGCGUAACCUUUUUGUGUCAUAAUUUUGAACGUUAAUUACUCGGUCAUUUGUUGAUGGAUUGUUAUAAUUUAACAACCAAUCGAUUCGGAAACUUUUAACUUAAAUAUGUAUGACGACGUCGUUUCAGUAUUUCAAUAGCAUACUAUUGAAAAAAAUGGUUGGAAUCGACCUAUGUUUUCAUCCACCAAUCCCUGUUGUACAAAAUGACGUCAACUUCUUGUUCGGCAUAGGAGGCUUUGCGUCAUGCAUAAAAAACACCGCAUCGUUCUGCGUAGUAUGAAGAGAAAUCUAUAAAUAUAGGCUGCACAGUAUUUCUUUGCCUAGUUGAUGUUUGACUGUGAAUGAAACAAGUAGCUCGUCCAGUGAGCUGAUGACUGAAUUGUAUAUGCGUUCACUUGCUGGAUUGUCGCUUUUGCAUUAUGUGUUGGUGAAAUUUCCUGUUGUCUGUGCAACACCGUGUUCGUUUGAGUAUCUUAUAUAUCAUCUAGCUAUUCGUGGUUACCGAUUUUUUUAAAAUAUCCCAUGUAAUUAGCAAAUUUUUGGUCGAUUUUACCAUUAAAAAUGCCUAUUAUGAGAUAACGACAUU
This is a messenger RNA of Malaya genurostris, 2175 nucleotides long. Its product is annotated as oocyte zinc finger protein XlCOF6.1-like. NCBI's taxonomy places the organism in Eukaryota, Metazoa, Arthropoda, Insecta, Diptera, Culicidae. The transcript has 2 exons. The record is from RefSeq and is a predicted model, not a curated record. The coding region runs from base 1 to 1293 and encodes 430 amino acids.